UUCAAAGAUUUUAUGUGGUAAGGAUUUGCUAGCGCAGCAAUUAUCGCCUGCCUAAUUCUCGAAAUGUCUAGCAUUUCUCAUCUCAAACUUAUUUUAAGCUGCAUUUCUUCAGACUUUUCGGCGUUGACUCUAACAUCAAGUGGUAAUGCAGAUAAGAAAAUUGUGAUAACUGAGUAUCUUAUAAAGUAAAAGCUCAUAAUUAUCUUAAUAAGAGCAGUAAGUCUCUAAGCUAGGGUGCUGACUGUUGAGAUCUUUGAAUGCAAGUUAGUCCUACUUCCAAGUUGAGAUUGUCUCAAUUUCUUAUACAUCAUUAUCACUAAUAAUUUGCUAUAACAAGAUUUACUUUCCUUUCAGUAGAGCCCACCGUUAAAAGCCCCUUUGAACAAGCCAAAUCCAUCCCUUUCCAUUUCGUUACUUUCCCACUAUUGUUGUUGGAUUCAGUCAGGCCCUACAUAUUCACCCACUCACCUACCUUAUAUAUCUUUCAUAAGCUGUAUAUGACCAGUACUAUUUUCUGCACUUUCGUGGUUUCACUUCCACCUAUAAAGAAUACUGGCUCUACAACACUGACAUUCCAUCACGGAAGUAGGAGAAUGUACUUCUCUAUAUUUAAGAAAGCAGAGAUUUCCCGUUGACAUCAUGGUUGCAGAGCUUAUCAUGGAGGCAAGUAAUAUCCUUAGGAAAAGAGUGGUCGAUGAUUCUUUCAUUCCACACUUUGGUAAUAUGCCAGAAACUUCAGCACAAAACUCAAAUCAAGCUUACUUCAGCUCCCAAGAGUAUUGUAUUCCUCAAGGAUCUUUCGAAGUGUUUGUAGGCUCUUGGAAUGUAGGAGGCAUCCGACCUCCAGACAACUUGAACCUCGACAAGUGGCUCAGUACUCAAGACACCAUGGCAGAUAUAUAUGUGUUGGGGUUUCAAGAAAUUGUACCUCUCACUGCUGGAAAUAUUUUGGCGGCAGAAAAUAGUGAUAUUUCAAAGCACUGGAACUCUUUAAUCAAAGCGGCCCUCAACAAGAGAACACUAACGGAAGAUACAUUACAAAAGACAGAAGUUGGAGAGUCACAAAGAAUUUAUCCCCUAAGAACACAGAGUUCUAUCAAGUCAAAUGCCACAGAUUAUAAAUGCAUAAUAAAUAAACAAAUGGUAGGAAUCUAUAUUACCAUGUGGGCAAGAACCGACCUACACCAGUACAUCAGCAAUCUGGGUGUCUCAUGUGUUGGAUGUGGUAUCUUGGGGCGCCUGGGAAACAAGGGUUCAGUCUCCAUCAGAUUUUGCUUGCAUGAAACAAGCUUUUGUUUUGUAUGUAGCCAUUUGGCUUCAGGUGGUAAAGAAGGUGAUGAGAGACACCGAAAUGCAGAUGCAGCACAUAUAUUGGCGCGCACCCUAUUUCCACCUGAACCCCUCCAGCAUUUGCCCAGAAAAAUUCUAGACCAUGACCGGGUGAUUUGGCUAGGUGACUUAAAUUACAGGAUUCACCUGCCUGAGGAUACAACAAGAUCCUUGGUGAAGAAUAAAGAAUGGAGCUUAUUGUUAAAAAAUGAUCAGCUGAGAGCUGAGAUGAACAAAGGACGUGUCUUUGAGGAAUGGCAUGAAGAACUAAUUGAGUUUGCACCUACAUAUAAAUAUGACCGGAACUCAGAUGACUAUUAUGGAUCCGAUCACAAAAUAAAAGUGAAGAGAAUGCGAGCUCCUGCAUGGUGUGAUAGAAUAAUUUGGUUUGGCAAAGGACUGAAGCAGAUCCAGUACAACAGAGUUGAAUCUAGAUUAUCUGAUCAUAGGCCUGUUUACGCAAGGUUCACUGCAUAUGUUGAGGUGUCUAAACUCCCAGGAAUGCAAGGCAGCAACUUGUCAAGCAGAACUGCUGAUUCAGAAACCAAUUUAUAUUUAAGUAAAUCUGAAUGAAUAAUUCCUAUAUUUUGUAGCCGCCUAGUGCUUAGAGUAUAUAAGGAAAUCUUAAUGUACCACCUCCACCGCUCCCCCGUCGCUAGAUAUGUAUAUUUAUGGUGGCAAAGGUACAGAGAGUGCUGAUAUACAAUGAGAAAUAUUGUCUACAA
Messenger RNA from Salvia miltiorrhiza (redroot sage), 2054 nucleotides. Its product is annotated as type IV inositol polyphosphate 5-phosphatase 9-like. The coding region runs from base 640 to 1902 and encodes 420 amino acids. The record is from RefSeq and is a predicted model, not a curated record. Lineage: Eukaryota; Viridiplantae; Streptophyta; Magnoliopsida; Lamiales; Lamiaceae. Gene Ontology annotation, biological process: phosphatidylinositol dephosphorylation. Gene Ontology annotation, molecular function: phosphatidylinositol-4,5-bisphosphate 5-phosphatase activity; phosphatidylinositol-3,4,5-trisphosphate 5-phosphatase activity; inositol-polyphosphate 5-phosphatase activity. The transcript is spliced from 7 exons.